GCUGUGUGCAAGUGUGUUGAUGUGAGCGUGCCAAAGAAAGAGAGGCAGAGCGAGCGACCGAGUGAUAACUGCAUGCCGCUCUCUCCUUCUCGCUCUCUCUCUCUCUCCCUCUCAUCGAGGGGACUUGUUGCUGUCGUCGCUGGCGACCGUUGCAGACAGAAGCCUUAGUUGAGUUCAAGUGACGACGUCGCACUGAGAACGAGCAAAAACAAAAACAAUAACAAAUACAUAGCGCUUUUGAUUGAUAUAAAUGAAUAUGCAGCGACUGAGUCGCAACUGAAAAAAAUCACUUUAAUGUGCAAGUGUUCGCCGUUACGUCUUUAAUUGGCGCGCAGCAUCAAAUACACACAAACACACACACACACACACAUACACAAUGAAUAUCAAAACAACAACAGUAAGGCUGGCAAUUAUGCGACCGAAAGCCGCUUAAGUGCAAUAUUAAUAAAAAAAAAAAAUUAAUUAUUUGAAAAAAACCAAAGCAAAACAAAGAAACAGCAAUAAGAAAUAGGGGUGAGCGAGCAUGUAAAAUACGAUUUGAGUGCCAAAAAAAAACCAAAACCAAAAAAAAAAAAAAAAUCAGCAGCAACAACUUUCAAUUAUAAAGACGAACCAUGAAAAAAGCACAAAUAGGAAGGAAAUCAACAAGUGUGUGACGCUCUGCUCGUGCGUCUGCUCUGCUUCGCUUUCAUUCAUGCGGUCAACUAGAGUCAACAGCCAUAACAGCAGCAGUGGCAGUGGCAGCGGCAGCGGCAGCAAAAGUGCGCCUGAUAAAAACCAAAAGCAACAGCAAAACAAAACUAACUGCAGCAAAUAACAGCAGCAGCAGCAGCAACAACAACUGUUACUUCCAACGGCGAGCUUUCAAUUGCUAAGCAUGACUCGCCCAUGAUUGUAAAUCGUGUUCGAUAAGAAUUAUGAAGCACCCACAAGAUCUGACAAUUACCGAUGGACAGCAGCUAAUGGAGAUUAAUAAAGUGGAGCAAAUGGAACAGGAGCUAAAUGAGCACGAAUCGGCGGAAAGUCAACUAAUGCAUGCGGAGGCGCUGCCGGUGGGUCAUCCCGCUGGCUCGCCGAUAGGUCAUGCCCUCAGUCCCAAUGGCGUUGGGCUCGGCCUUAGCAAUAGCAGCAAUCAGAGUAGCGAGAAUUUUACGCUCUGUAAUGGCAACAGCAACGCCAGCAACAACAACAACAUGUACUCACCGAACAACAACAACAACAAUGGCAACAACAGCCAACAACAGCAGCAGCAACAACAACAGCAGCAACAACAACAACAACAACAACAGCAGCAGCAGCAGCAGCAACAACAACAACAACAACAGCAGUCGCCCACAGUAUGCGCAAUUUGUGGGGAUCGGGCAACGGGCAAGCAUUAUGGCGCCUCCAGCUGCGACGGCUGCAAAGGUUUCUUCAGGCGCAGCGUGCGCAAAAAUCAUCAGUAUACCUGCAGAUUCUCGCGCAACUGCGUCGUGGACAAGGAUAAGCGCAAUCAAUGUCGCUAUUGUCGUCUGCGCAAAUGUUUCAAGGCGGGCAUGAAAAAGGAGGCGGUGCAAAAUGAACGCGAUCGGAUCAGCUGCCGACGCACCUCCAACGAUGAUCCCGAUCCGGGCAAUGGCUUAUCCGUUGUCUCGCUGGUCAAAGCGGAGAACGAAUCACGCCAGUCGAAGGCUGGUGCCGCCAUGGAGCCCAACAUAAAUGAGGAUCUCUCGACGAAACAAUUUGCCAGCAUCAACGAUGUGUGCGAGUCCAUGAAACAGCAGCUGCUCACCCUAGUCGAGUGGGCCAAGCAGAUACCGGCCUUCAAUGAACUCCAGCUGGACGAUCAGGUGGCACUGCUGCGCGCCCAUGCGGGUGAGCAUUUGCUGUUGGGCCUCUCGCGUCGCUCCAUGCAUCUGAAGGAUGUGCUGCUGCUCAGCAAUAACUGUGUCAUCACCCGGCAUUGUCCAGAUCCACAUGUCUCGCCCAAUUUGGAUAUAUCGCGUAUUGGAGCGCGCAUCAUUGAUGAACUGGUGGUUGUUAUGAAAGAUGUUGGCAUCGAUGAUACCGAAUUUGCCUGCAUUAAGGCCUUGGUCUUCUUUGAUCCCAAUGCCAAGGGUCUCAAUGAGCCGCAUCGCAUCAAAUCCUUGCGCCAUCAGAUACUCAACAAUCUGGAGGAUUACAUUUCGGACCGACAAUAUGAGUCGCGUGGUCGCUUUGGUGAGAUCCUGCUCAUUCUGCCGGUGCUGCAGUCGAUUACCUGGCAGAUGAUCGAACAAAUACAAUUUGCCAAAAUCUUUGGCGUAGCGCACAUCGACUCGCUGCUGCAGGAGAUGCUGUUGGGUGGUGAGCUGGCAGACAAUUCGCUGCCGCUGUCGCCGCCCAAUCAGUCCAACGAUUACCAAAGUCCUACGCAUGUCGGCAAUCUGGAUGGCAGCCAGGUGAGCUCCACACUGGACACUUUGGCCACAGCCAGCAGUGGCACGCAUGGCCUGGAUCUGGACGUGCAGCAUAUACAGGCGCUCAUCGAAGCCAACAAUGCGGAGGAUACAUUCCGUGCCUAUGCGGCCAGCAAUGCGGCAACGGCUGCCGCUGCUGUAGCUGGUGCCACGCCCACGGCUGCUGUAACGCCCCCAUUAAGCAGCGCCGCCUGCAGUCCCAAAUCACAGGAAAACACCUAUAUGGAUGCAACGGCAGCCCGUCAAUACAAUGUGCAGCACAAGAGUCAGCUAAUGCACAGUCCGCAGAGAGUGCAUCCCUACCAAAGAGUGGCCUCAUCGCCGGUCGAUGCCGGCCUGGGCAUGCGCAAUCCGGCGGAUAUCACGCUUAACGAAUACAAUCGCAGCGAGGGCAGCAGCGCUGACGAGAUGUUGCGUCGCACGCCCCUUAAAAUACGCGCGCCGGAUCUGCUGGCGCCCACCUAUGUGAUGGAGCCAUGUCGCAUGACGCUCAAACAGGAGCCCGAAACGGGCUAUUAACUGGUGCAAUAAUCUUAGCUACACACAUACACUACUCUACUUCCCAAUCCUGCUGUCUCCUCCCCAUCACCUCUACAGGCCCCGUCUUGCUAGCUGCUAAGUGCUAAAAAAAAAUCAAAACACAAAAACUUACUUAAUUGUUAUUGCCUUGAACUUUUUGAUACCGUUUUUAUUAGACUUUAAGUAGGUAUUUUGGAAAUUGUUGCUUAUUUUGUAAAACACGCAAUUGCAAUCUAUUUUUAUACAUGAUUAUGAUUUUUUUUGAGCUGAAAUGAAAAAGAAAAUCAAGUCAAAGGAUUUGCUCUAAAGUUUAUACUAAACAUAGCACGUACUGUUGUCAGUUUGUUGGUUAUCUUUAUUAUACAUAUUAUGCAGAUAUAUGUAUAUAUAUGCAAUACUUUGUUUUAGGUUAGGGUGUUGUUUAGUAGUAUAAAAUAUAUAAGUACGUUUAAUCGAUAGUUGAUGAAAAA
Molecule: messenger RNA, 3427 nt
Organism: Drosophila virilis
Lineage: Eukaryota; Metazoa; Arthropoda; Insecta; Diptera; Drosophilidae
Gene: Hnf4
Product: Hepatocyte nuclear factor 4
Biological process (GO): anatomical structure development; cell differentiation; regulation of transcription by RNA polymerase II
Cellular component (GO): nucleus
Molecular function (GO): RNA polymerase II cis-regulatory region sequence-specific DNA binding; nuclear receptor activity; nuclear steroid receptor activity
Source: RefSeq, a predicted model, not a curated record